AUAACAGAAGCUCCUGCUUGACGGCCGGCGAGAAGAAACGGGGAGGGGAGGGCUUGAGAAACCGUUUCGUUGUCGCCGGGGGGACCUUCACCAUGAGGCAGAAAAAGAAAGGAGAUCUCAGCCGAGCAGAACUCAUGAUGAUGACUAUAGCUGAUGUCAUCAAACAACUCAUUGACGCCCAUGACGAGGGCAAAGAUGUGAAUUUAAACAAGAUUAAAACAAGGACGGCUGCCAAGUAUGGCCUUUCAGCACAGCCACGCCUGGUUGACAUCAUUGCUGCUGUUCCCCCUCAGUACCGCAAAGUGCUGGUUCCUAAGCUGAAAGCAAAACCCAUCCGAACUGCUAGUGGGAUUGCUGUUGUGGCAGUAAUGUGCAAACCACACAGAUGUCCACAUAUUAAUUUCACAGGAAAUAUAUGUGUAUACUGUCCUGGAGGGCCUGAUUCAGACUUUGAAUAUUCAACACAGUCUUACACUGGAUAUGAGCCAACAUCUAUGAGAGCCAUACGUGCCAGAUAUGAUCCUUAUCUCCAGACCAGACACCGAGUUGAACAACUGAAACAGCUGGGUCACAGCAUCGACAAAGUGGAAUUCAUUGUGAUGGGUGGAACAUUCAUGGCUCUUCCAGAAGAAUACAGAGAUUACUUUAUCCGUAAUUUGCAUGAUGCCUUAUCAGGUCAUACGUCUAACAAUGUAGCAGAAGCGGUCAAAUACUCUGAGCGAAGCCUUACAAAGUGCAUUGGGAUUACUAUAGAGACCAGGCCAGAUUAUUGUCUAAAACGGCAUUUGAGUGACAUGUUGUCCUAUGGAUGCACAAGGCUGGAGAUUGGAGUACAAAGCAUUUAUGAAGAUGUGGCCAGAGAUACUAACAGGGGCCAUACAGUAAAGGCUGUGUGUGAAUCGUUCCACUUAGCCAAAGAUGCCGGGUUCAAGGUGGUAGCGCAUAUGAUGCCAGAUCUCCCCAACAUGGGACUUGAGAGAGACAUCAACCAGUUUGUGGAGUUUUUUGAGAAUCCUGCCUUUCGUCCAGAUGGCAUGAAGCUAUACCCAACUCUUGUGAUCCGUGGCACUGGCCUCUAUGAACUCUGGAAAACCGGGAGGUACAAAAGUUAUCCUCCAAGCACCCUUGUGGAUUUGGUGGCAAGGAUUCUUGCCCUCGUGCCUCCCUGGACUCGAGUGUACCGAGUACAAAGAGAUAUCCCAAUGCCUUUAGUCACUUCUGGAGUGGAACAUGGCAACUUGAGAGAACUGGCUUUGGCUAGGAUGAAGGACUUGGGAACAGAGUGUCGUGAUGUGAGAACAAGAGAAGUUGGAAUACAAGAGAUACAUCACAAAGUCAGACCCUACCAGGUUGAGCUGGUCCGGAGAGACUAUGUGGCCAAUAGUGGUUGGGAGACCUUUCUUUCUUAUGAAGAUCCUGAGCAGGACAUCCUGAUUGGACUUCUACGUUUGCGGAAAUGUUCGGAGGACACCUUCAGAUCGGAGCUGAAGGGUGGUGUCUCCAUUGUCCGGGAACUCCAUGUCUAUGGGAGUGUGGUUCCUGUCAGCAGCCGAGAUCCCUCUAAAUUCCAGCAUCAGGGAUUUGGAAUGCUGCUCAUGGAAGAGGCAGAGAGAAUUGCCAAGGAAGAGCAUGGCUCAUGGAAGAUAGCUGUCAUUUCAGGUGUGGGUACCAGAGAUUACUACAGGAAGAUUGGCUAUGGACUAGAAGGGCCCUAUAUGGUGAAAAGACUGGACUGAAAUUUAGCGAAGAACACCUGAGGCUUUGCAUUUGCACAUUAAGGCCCAGAGCAGAAUGGAGAUGCCAUGGCCCUACUUCAAACAUUGUCUGAACUAGCCAAACAAGGUCCAUUUAGAUCACUUGAUCUCAAAGAGUGGAUUCUCUUUUGAGUAUCACAUUCAAAUCCAUCCAAUGAAUUUUGUUGGCUCUUCUAUAACAGGCAAAAAAAAAAAAGAGUUGACCAUUAUUUCAUUUCUCUGAUUAUCAUUUAUAAAGGGGUAACAGCCUGGAAACCUUCAGGGUUUCAGAUCUAUGGUAUCAUAAGGCAGGGGUGUCAAACUUGCGGCCAGAUGUGUCACAUGAUGGACAUGCUAACCCCCAUUUUAGCAAAGGGGGGAAAAGUGAUACGUCAUGUGAUGACAACGUGACACCACGAGUUUGACACCCCAUCAUAAGGUGUCUGCAACGUAGACCUUUUUAUAUCAGCUGCAGCUAUUUUUAACAGCGUUGGGCUUUCUUUUGGUUUAGUCUAAUGUUAAGUGACAAUUGCCUCGUAUGCAAGAUUAAACUUGCCACUUUUAGUAUCUGCCGUGUUAGCCUGACCUUCAGUUGUUUACUUGAUAGCCUCAGAGUAUAUCUGGCUUUACAGAUAAAGUUUAUACUCCUACUUGCAGAUACACAAGAGAAAAGGCAUUAUUUCUUCUAUAAAGUAAAAUUGCUCCUGCCAAUUAAAUACAGGUUUUUACAUUCACUGCGUAUUUAUGUUGACAUCUGUAUCCCUCCACUUUAUUAUCUACGUACCAGUGUGGUUCACAAAAGCUUAAGACCACCAUGCUGCAUUAAACCAUAGAGU
Molecule: messenger RNA, 2569 nt
Organism: Thamnophis elegans (Western terrestrial garter snake)
Lineage: Eukaryota; Metazoa; Chordata; Lepidosauria; Squamata; Natricidae
Gene: ELP3
Product: elongator acetyltransferase complex subunit 3
Exons: 15
Coding region: 93-1736 (547 amino acids)
Biological process (GO): tRNA wobble base 5-methoxycarbonylmethyl-2-thiouridinylation
Cellular component (GO): nucleus; elongator holoenzyme complex; cytoplasm
Molecular function (GO): iron-sulfur cluster binding; acyltransferase activity, transferring groups other than amino-acyl groups
Source: RefSeq, a predicted model, not a curated record